This is a messenger RNA of Coturnix japonica (Japanese quail), 2771 nucleotides long. It is a transcript of the gene ISM1, whose product is annotated as isthmin 1. The record is from RefSeq and is a predicted model, not a curated record. NCBI's taxonomy places the organism in Eukaryota, Metazoa, Chordata, Aves, Galliformes, Phasianidae. Gene Ontology annotation, biological process: negative regulation of angiogenesis.
CCUCCUCCUCCUCCCCCUCGGCCGCCGCCGCCGCCGCGGGGCCCUAAAGCCGCCCGGCUCAAGAGGAUGGUGCGGCUGGCGGCCGAGCUGCUGCUGCUGCUGGGGCUGCUCCUGCUCACCUUGCACAUCACCGUGCUGCGCGGCGGCGGCGGAGAGCAGCAGGGCACCGCGGGCGCCGCCAACCACAGCCAGCGGCAGAACACACUCACUGCAGAUGACCAUUCUCCUGAAGACAGCUUUGCCCUGAACCCCGAGGACAGAAGAGAAUACCCUGAUCUCCAGGCUGCCCACCGGCCAUUCCCUAAGCAACGAUUCAGGCAGGAAAAUGGGCAUACAUCCUUACAAAGAGAUGGACCUAGAUCUUUCCUCCUGGAUCUCCCAAACUUCCCUGACCUGUCAAAAGCAGAUAUCAACGGGCAGAAUCCCAACAUUCAGGUUACCAUUGAAGUGGUGGAUGGCCCCAACACAGAGACUGACAAGGACCUUCAGAAAGAGAGCAGCAAGUCUAGCUGGUCAGUCUCAUCACCUGACUGGAGAAACUGGUGGCAGAGGUCCUCCACCUUGACUCGCAUGAGCAGCGGUGACCAGGACUAUAAGUACGACAGCACUACUGAGGACAGCAACUUCCUGAACCCUCUCGGUGGGUGGGACGGUCAUGCACCCAGUCACCGGACAUUUGAGUCCAAGGAGCAGCCAGAGUAUGAUUACGUUGAUGGUGAGGGAGACUGGAGCCCAUGGUCCCUUUGUAGCGUCACCUGUGGGAGCGGCAGUCAGAAGCGGACGAGGUCCUGUGGAUAUGCCUGUACUGCCACUGAGUCACGGACCUGCGACAGGCCAAACUGCCCAGGGAUCGAAGAUACCUUCCGGACAGCAGCCACAGAAGUGAGCUUACUUGCUGGGAGUGAAGACUUCAAUGCUACCAAACUGUUUGAAGUUGAUACUGAUAGCUGUGAAAGAUGGAUGAGCUGCAAAAGUGAGUUCCUGAAGAAAUAUAUGCACAAAGUGGUCAACGAUCUUCCCAGCUGCCCGUGUUCCUACCCCAGAGAAGUUGCGUACAGCACUGCUGACAUCUACGAUCGAAUUAAGAGGAAGAACUUUCGCUGGAAAGAUGCAAGUGGUCCAAAGGAAAAACUGGAGAUCUAUAAGCCUACUGCACGGUACUGCAUCCGCUCCAUGCUCUCUUUGGAGAGCACAACACUGGCAGCUCAGCACUGCUGCUAUGAUGACAACAUGCAGCUGAUUACCAGAGGGAAAGGGGCAGGUACACCAAACCUGAUCAGCAUCGAAUUCUCAGCAGAACUCCAUUACAAAGUGGACAUGUUGCCCUGGAUCCUCUGCAAGGGUGACUGGAGCCGUUACCAUGAAGCACGGCCUCCAAACAAUGGGCAGAAGUGUACAGAAAACCCUACAGAUGAAGACUAUUACAAGCAAUUUCAAGAAGCAAGGGAAUACUGAAGAGGUUUUCCUCUUCAGACAGAAAAUAGCAUUCAUUUCCUGGAUGCCAAAGAACUGAUAACUGCUGCUGCAUUAUCUCCUUGACCGGGGCCGAUCAGUUUCUUUCUAAUGAAUGUGUAUAGUUGUAAUAUAAUACAUAACUAUUUUUCAUAGUGUGUGUAAUUUAUAAGCACAUAUCUCUCUAUCUCACACACACCUAUUUUUACAUACAGACAUACAUAAAACUUGUCCCGAUAAGAUUUUAUACUACAAUAAUGUUCAUUUAAUAAUGUGCGUUUUGCUUUAUAUGUGAGAUGGGGGGAGCAGGAGGUAGGGGUGCAGCUGCCAUCACCGUCAGGACCAAGGCCUCAGCUGAAGAGGGCAUAUAUUCACAUUCAAAAGUUAUUAGAAACAACGGGGUUGAAAAAUGUACUACUCCAUAUGGGAAUGAUUUACAGGAUUAAUACAUGUACAGCAUUAGUUUUCUCUAUGAGAGAUUUCAUGACUAAUCAUGUCUAAGAAAGGAAAGGUUUUUGGUUUGUGUGUGUUUGGUUGUUUUGUUUUGUUUCGGUUGUUGGUUGGUUUUUGAUUUUACUACAAUCCCUCACUAGCAACUGGAAUUCUUUCUGUUACUGUCCGGGUCAGGUCCUCACUGUCCACCUGGGGCAGGCCUGCAGGGAGGGAAAGUUGUGACUUUCCUGUGAACCAGAAUCAGUCCCAGAGCAGUGGUUCUCCAGGAGCUGCUACAGCUCCAGAUAUGUAACUACAGCUGACAGGGCCAGGGUCUUAUGCUGGAAAGCAGAUCUUCAGGGCAGUUACCUGUAAGCUAAGCAUACUAUAGGCCACUGGAAGAGUGAAGCCCAAUGCUUAAUAUAAAGAGUGUUUAUUUUUUCAGUGAUAUGGAAUGGAAUACACAUUUCUAAGAAUUUCCCUCAGAUAGAGCAUGCACCCAGCCUUUUUCUCCCCUCUUUAUCAUAUGCUGAGGGCACAGUACCCUACAGAAGAAGCUGUUCCUUCAGGAAGUUGUCUGGGAGGGACUAUGGUGAGUUAAAACUUAAUUAUUAUUUUUUUUCAAUAAAAGCUGGCAUUAUUUUUGUAAAGUAUUUAUUGAAUUAUAACAAUAGUUCACAUAUGGGUUGUGUCUCUAACAUGAAAGGCUUCAGUAGAUGGAAUGCAAUGGCCAAGAAUGACUGUUGUUAGGCAAAGAUUUACUUCCAGAUUUUUAUAAAGCACAUGUUUACAUACAUGACCCUGUAAUGAAGUGGUGGAUACCUGCGUUUCUAUGAAAGAUAAAAAUUACACCACGGGUAAAUAAAUAUUUACAGUUCCAUCCCAUA